AUGUUCCCGCCGGGCUCCGCCUGGAACAUCUCCUUCGCGGGCUGCGGGUUCCUGGGGGUGUACCACAUCGGGGUGGCCAGCUGCCUGCAGGAGCAUGCGCCGUUCCUGGUCGCCAACGCCAAGACCAUCUACGGCGCGUCCGCCGGAGCCCUGACGGCCACCGCGCUGGUCAGCGGGGCCUGCUUAGGUGAGGCUGGUGCAAAUAUCAUCCAUGUCUCUAAAGAAGCUCGGAAGAGGUUUCUUGGCCCUCUCCACCCAUCCUUCAACCUGGUGAAAAUCAUCCGCACUUGCCUAUACAAGACCCUGCCAGUCAAUGGUCAUGAAUUGGCCAGCGGACGCUUAGGCAUUUCACUGACACGGGUCUCAGAUGGAGAGAAUGUCAUAUUAUCAGAGUUCAACUCCAAGGAGGAACUUAUCCAGGCAUGUGUUUGCAGCACUUUCAUCCCUGUGUACUGUGGCCUGAUCCCUCCAAGUCUUCAAGGAGUGAGGUACGUUGAUGGAGGAAUUUCUGACAACUUGCCACAGUAUGAACUGAAGAACACCAUUACAGUGUCCCCCUUCUCAGGAGAGAGUGAUAUCUGUCCACGGGACAGUUCCACAAACAUCCAUGAGCUGAGAGUCACCAACACCAGCAUUCAGUUCAAUCUGCGCAACCUCUACCGCCUCUCAAAAGCCUUGUUUCCACCAGAGCCUCAGGUUAUGCGGGACAUGUGCAAGCAGGGCUACAGGGAUGCUUUGCAUUUCUUGAAGAGGACUGGUCUCCUCCAUCAUCCAAGACCUAUGCUGCCUCUGCUGGCCAUAGAAGAUAGUCCAGGAGAGAAGAACCCUGAAGAGGAAAACGCUGAAGAAGAGGAUCAGCUGGAAGAGAACUCUGCACUGACAGUAGCUGAAGACCAUAUUUUUGACCACUUGCCUCCUAAAUUGCACCAGGCCCUUUUAGAAGCCUGUGCAGAGAGGAGAGGGUUCUUCACUAGCAUUGCCAACCUGUUGCCUAUGCGUCUAGCAUCUACCUUGAUGCUCCCAUACACCCUCCCUCUAGAGUCUGCUCUCUCCUUCACUGUCAGGUUGCUUGAAUGGCUGCCAGAUGUUCCAGAAGACAUUAAGUGGAUGAAAGAGCAGACAAGGAAAGUUUGUCAGUAUCUCAUGAGAAAAGCCAAGAAGAAGCUAGGAAGUCAUCUCUCAGCCCGGCUGUACUACCAUCUUGAACUCAGAAAGACCCAGAGCUUGCCUGUACCCUCAAGUGUUGGCUAUGGAGAGGCAUUGCCCAAGUGGUUGCGGAAUAACCUCUCCCUAACAGACGUUAUGACAAAAUGGGAAGAAUACCAGCGCCAGCUGAUGCUGGGGCUGUUCUGUAUUAAUGUGGACCUCCAGGCUUCUAUCUUCCCAUCAGAAGGGCUUCAGAUGAGACACCCCCCACCAGGCUGCUCACAAGAGAGCCUCCAGCUCUUUUAAAGCCAUCACCACUAGUAUUUGAACAAGUAGAAGGGGAG
Molecule: messenger RNA, 1490 nt
Organism: Euleptes europaea (tarantolino)
Lineage: Eukaryota; Metazoa; Chordata; Lepidosauria; Squamata; Sphaerodactylidae
Gene: PNPLA2
Product: patatin like phospholipase domain containing 2
Exons: 9
Coding region: 1-1452 (483 amino acids)
Biological process (GO): triglyceride catabolic process; lipid homeostasis; positive regulation of triglyceride catabolic process
Cellular component (GO): lipid droplet; membrane; cytoplasm
Molecular function (GO): triacylglycerol lipase activity
Source: RefSeq, a predicted model, not a curated record